Molecule: messenger RNA, 2379 nt
Organism: Biomphalaria glabrata
Lineage: Eukaryota; Metazoa; Mollusca; Gastropoda; Planorbidae
Product: mucin-2-like
Exons: 3
Coding region: 1-2379 (792 amino acids)
Source: RefSeq, a predicted model, not a curated record
AUGACUUGGCGCCACAAUUUGGAAGCAGCACAUUUCCCACAACAUCAAAAUCCCAACCAACACAGUUCCCACAACAUCACCAUCCCCACCAACACAGUUCCCACAACAUCCCCACCAACACAGUUCUCACAACAUCACCAUCCCCACCAACACAGUUCUCACAACAUCACCAUCCCCACCAACACAGUUUCCAUAACAUCACCAUCCCCACCAACACAGUUCUCACAUCACUAUCCCCACCAACACAGUUCUCACAACAUCACCAUCUCCACCAACACAGUUCUCACAAAAUCACCAUCUCCACCAACACAGUUCUCACAAAAUCACCAUCUCCACCAACACAGUUCUCACAACAUCACCAUCUCCACCAACACAGUUCUUACAAAAUCACCAUCUCCACCAACACAGUUCUCACAAAAUCACCAUCUCCACCAACACAGUUCUCACAACAUCACCAUCCCCACCAACACAGUUCUCACAACAUCACCAUCACCACCAACACAGUUCUCACAACAUCACUAUCCCCACCAACACAGUUCUCACAACAUCACCAUCCCCACCAACACAGUUCUCACAACAUCCCCACCAACACAGUUCUCACAACAUCUCCACCAACACAGUUCUCACAAAAUCACCAUCUCCACCAACACAGUUCUCACAACAUCACCAUCCCCACCAACACAGUUCUCACAACAUCACCAUCACCACCAACACAGUUCUCACAACAUCACUAUCCCCACCAACACAGUUCUCACAACAUCACCAUCCCCACCAACACAGUUCCCACAACAUCCCCACCAACACAGUUCUCACAACAUCCCCAUCCCCACCAACACAGCUCACAACAUCACCAUCCCCACCAACACAAUUCUCACAUCACCAUCCCCACCAACACAGUUCUCACAACAUCACCAUCACCACCAACACAGUUCUCACAACAUCACCAUCCCCACCAACACAGUUCCCACAACAUCACCAUCCCCACCAACACAGUUCCCACAACAUCACCAUCCCCACCUACACAGCUCACAACAUCACCAUCUCCACCAACACAGUUCUCACAACAUCACCAUUCCCACCAACACAGCUCACAACAUCACCAUCCCCACCAACACAAUUCUCACAUCACCAUCCCCACCAACACAGUUCCCACAACAUCACUAUCUCCACCAACACAGUUCUCACAACAUCACCAUCCCCACCAACACAGUUCCCACAACAUCACCAUCCCCACCAACACAGUUCCCACAACAUCACCAUCCCCACCAACACAAUUCUCACAACAUCACCAUCUCCACCAACACAGUUCUCACAACAUCACCAUCUCCACCAACACAGUUCUCACAACAUCACCAUCUCCACCAACACAGUUCUCACAUCACUAUCCCCACCAACACAGUUCUCACAACAUCACCAUCUCCACCAACACAGUUCUCACAAAAUCACCAUCUCCACCAACACAGUUCUCACAACAUCACCAUCCCCACCAACACAGUUCCCACAACAUCACCAUCCCCACCAACACAGUUCCCACAACAUCACCAUCCCCAACAACACAGUUCCCACAACAUCACCAUCCCCACCAACACAGUUCCCACAACAUCACCAUCCCCACCUACACAGCUCACAACAUCACCAUCUCCACCAACACAGUUCUCACAACAUCACCAUCCCCACCAACACAGUUCCCACAACAUCACCAUCCCCACCAACACAGUUCCCACAACAUCACCAUCCCCACCAACACAGUUCCCACAACAUCACCAUCCCCACCUACACAGUUCCCACAACAUCACCAUCCCCACCAACACAGUUCCCACAACAUCACCAUCCUCACCUACACAGCUCACAACAACACCAUCUCCACCAACACAGUUCCCACAACAUCACCAUCCCCACCAACACAGUUCCCACAACAUCACCAUCCCCACCAACACAGUUCUCACAACAUCACCAUCUCCACCAACACAGUUCCCACAACAUCACUAUCCCUACCAACACAGUUCUCACAUCAUCACCAUCUCCACCAACACAGUUCUCACAACAUCACCAUCUCCACCAACACAGUUCUCACAACAUCACCAUCCCCACCAACACAGUUCUCACAACAUCACCAUCCCCACCAACACAGUUCCCACAACAUCAUCAUCCCCACCAACACAGUUCUCACAACAUCACCAUCUCCACCAACACAGUUCUCACAACAUCACUAUCCCCAAAAACACAGUUCUCACAACAUCACCAUCCCCACCUACACAGCUCACAACAUCACCAUCCCCACCAACACAGUUCCCACAAAAGUACAAUUCUCAACAACACCUGUCCCAACAUGAACACUCUCAAGUAAAAGAAAAGUCUCUAACAGUCUCUGACCACUAA